GCGGCUCAUUCAUAGAGCGGAGGGCAGGCGCUGCGGAGGGACGGAGCCGGCUCUGCGCUCAUCAGGAAGAAGAAACUUCUAUCCAGCCUGUAAGAACUUGCUGCUCCUAACCCAGGAAACUCAUCAUCGGCAGCCCUGACUCACCCUCAUAGGGCGCCCGCAUUGUCUGCCUCACUUACUAUUGUGUGUACCCAGAAAAACCACAGAGCAAGCCACAAGAGAGCCACCAGAAAACCCCAACCUCACCCUCUGCGGCAAGGUGGCCACAAGAGCAGAGCAGCGCAAGGAAGCCUUCAGAGAUGUCUACUAGGACUUGACAGGAGCAAACCACUGACUUGCUUCUUGCUCUUCCCUUUGCUUUGAUGGAUUGUGAUGGGCUACUGGGGGGCUAACUAAGCCAGAGGACUCAAGUGGUCUUCUUCUUCAAGGGGGAGUCCACUUCUUCAAGGAGGUGACCUCUUCUUCAAGGGGGAGUCCACUUCUUCAAAGAGGUGUCUUGUUCUUCAAAAGGGGUACCCAAUUCUUCAAGGAAGGGACCUCUGCUUCAAGGAGGGGACCUCUUCUUCAACAAGGUUGCCUCUUCUUCAAGGAGGUGACCACUUCUUCAAGGAAGGGACCUCUUCUUCAAGGAGGGGACCUCUACUUCAAGGAAGGGACCUCUUCUUCAACAAGGUUACCUCUUCUUCAAGGAGGGGACCUCUUCUUCAACAAGGUUACCUCUUCUUCAAGGAGGGGACCUCUUCUUCAAGGAGGGGACCUCUACUUCAAGUAAGGGACCUCUUCUUCAAGGAGGGGACCUCUUCUUCAACAAGGUUACCUCUUCUUCAAGGAGGGGACCUCUACUUCAAGUAAGGGACCUCUUCUUCAAGGAGGGGACCUCUUCUUCAACAAGGUUACCUCUUCUUCAAUGAGGUGACCUCUUCUUCAAGGAAGGGACCUCUACUUCAAGCUGAGCUCAAUUGGGACUACCAUAAACCAGGUCCUAGGAUGUCCUCAAUCCUUGUCUAGACUUCCCCCCCACCCAAGUGUGACUGUUUAAGAAAAAACUUUUGGAAGAGUUUGUGAUUGCUCUGUGGACUGUUUGAUCCCCCCCAGGUUGGGGGGGGUGUAUUUUUGUGCUGGUUAUCUGGUUGCUGCUGAUCUUCUUCUUCUUCCUCUUCCCCCCACACCCCCACCUCUGUGUUAAAAGAGAGUAGAUUUUACUCACACGGGUUGUUGUAAUGCGUAUCCCCGUAGAUACCAGCACCAGCCGCCGCUUCACGCCGCCUUCCACCACCUUGAGCCCGGGGAAGAUGACCGAGCCCAUGUCGCUGAGCGCCCCGGAUGGCAACAGCGCCGCCCUGGUGAGCAAGUUGAGGAGCGCGGAUCGGAACAUGGUGGAGGUGCUGUCCGACCACCCCGGGGAGCUGGUCCGCACGGACAGCCCGAAUUUCCUCUGCUCGGUGCUGCCGACCCACUGGAGGUGCAACAAGACCCUGCCCAUCGCUUUCAAGGUGGUGGCGCUAGGGGACGUUCCAGAUGGCACACUGGUCACCGUGAUGGCGGGCAACGAUGAAAAUUACUCAGCUGAGCUUCGCAAUGCCACAGCGGCGAUGAAGAGCCAGGUCGCCCGAUUCAAUGACCUAAGAUUCGUCGGGAGGUCGGGAAGAGGUAAAAGCUUUACGCUGACCAUCACCGUCUUCACCAAUCCUCCGCAAGUGGCCACUUACCAUCGAGCCAUUAAAAUCACGGUGGACGGACCAAGAGAACCAAGAAGGCACAGGCAAAAACUGGAUGAGCAGACCAAACCCGGGAGCUUGUCGUUUUCUGAGCGGCUGAGCGAACUGGAACAAUUGCGCCGAGCGGCAGUGAGGGUCAGCCCGCACCACCCGACUCCCACCCCCAACCCACGAGCAUCUCUCAACCACUCGACGGCGUUCAACCCUCAGGCACAGAGCCAGAUACAAGAUACCAGACAAGUGCAGACAUCUCCUUCCUGGUCCUAUGACCAGUCCUACCAGUCCCUCGGAUACAUCGCCACCCCGUCCGUUCACCCAGCUACACCCAUCUCACCGGGACGAGCCAGCGGCAUGUCUUCGCUCAGCGCAGAGAUCUCCAGCCGAUUAUCAGGAGCGUCAGACCUGACGGCAUUUAGCGACCCCCGAGUCGGAAUCGAUCGCCAAUUCUCCGGCCUGCCGUCCAUUUCAGACCCCCGCAUGCACUAUCCUGGAGCCUUCACGUACGCCCCAACUCCAGUAAGUUCAGGAAUUGGUAUCGGCAUGUCAGCCAUGAACACUGCUACGAGGUACCACACCUACUUACCACCGCCCUACCCAGGAUCUUCUCAGGCUCAAGGUGGACCUUUCCAGACCAGCUCCCCUUCGUACCAUCUCUAUUACGGAACACCGGCUGGAUCAUACCAAUUCUCCAUGAUGUCGGGGGGAGACAGGUCACCUCCUCGCAUCCUUCCCCCUUGCACUAACGCUUCCACGGGGUCCGCUCUCUUAAACCCAAACCUCCCGAACCAAAACGACGUGGAAACGGAAGGAAGCCACAGCAACUCGCCAACCAACAUGGGCACCACGGCACGUCUGGAGGAAGCGGUCUGGCGGCCAUAUUAAGAAAAAAAUAGGACGUCAACUGUGUGACAUUUACAUGUGAAAUCUCUUUAGUGCCAGGAGAUACUGAAAAGUCUAUAAAACUAUGAACUGAGGAUAGACCCGAUCUCAGAAUGCUGUGAAAUCACCUGGCAAAGAAAUACAAUUAUUUAAAUACGUCUAUCUCAUUUUUUUUUAUAAUUUUUUUCGUCAGUACAGCUGAACGAUAUGACUUUGCGGAAAUGGACAGUUUUAUUGUGCAGAGUUUGGAGGGACCGUCAACUAUCUGAUCGCGACUGGUCAUCCAAAUGUAUUUUUUAAUUUUAUUUCUAUUUUUUUUUUUUUUUUUUUA
Molecule: messenger RNA, 2928 nt
Organism: Rana temporaria (common frog)
Lineage: Eukaryota; Metazoa; Chordata; Amphibia; Anura; Ranidae
Gene: RUNX1
Product: RUNX family transcription factor 1
Exons: 6
Coding region: 1221-2600 (459 amino acids)
Biological process (GO): regulation of cell differentiation; hemopoiesis; regulation of transcription by RNA polymerase II
Cellular component (GO): nucleus
Molecular function (GO): ATP binding; RNA polymerase II cis-regulatory region sequence-specific DNA binding; DNA-binding transcription factor activity, RNA polymerase II-specific
Source: RefSeq, a predicted model, not a curated record